Nicrophorus vespilloides is the source of this 1270-nucleotide messenger RNA. RefSeq lists its product as uncharacterized. Gene Ontology annotation, molecular function: DNA binding. Bases 265 to 1167 code for a protein of 300 amino acids. Lineage: Eukaryota; Metazoa; Arthropoda; Insecta; Coleoptera; Silphidae. The record is from RefSeq and is a predicted model, not a curated record. The transcript has 4 exons.
UUGCCACAUAGGUUGCCUAGACGCAAUGUUCGCUGAUGCAAACAAUUCUAUUAAAGAGCGGAUCUCGCGGAUGCAGUUAGUAAACAAUUAUUGUCUACAUGGCAAUUAACACUUAAAUAUUCUCAUAUAAUGCUAAUGGUGUUGCAAACGUCCUAACAUCGCGUUCCUGUCAGAUCUUGUAUUGACGUUUCGUUAUUGACAUAUACAUUUGUUUGUGACUCCUAAAUUGGACUGGUCCAAUACACGCAACGUUAGAAGAUUGCCAUGGCUAAGAGAGGACAUUAUAGUCGUUGGUCGGAAAAUGAUUUAUUAAUGGCCAUCGCGGCAUACAAAGACGGCGAAAGUGGUCUGAACGAAUGCAGCCGCAAGUUUGGAGUACCCAAAGCUACUAUUAAGAGGCACGCCGACAGAAACAACCAAGUCAAGGCUUUGGGCAGACAAGCCACAUUUUCCUCGCACAUGGAAAAAGUUCUUUCCUCGCACAUCCUUCAACUCGAGAAAUGCUCUUUCGGUUUAACCACCAACGAGAUCCGUAAAUUAGCGUUCGAUGUCGCAGAGAAGCACUCGCUUCCGCACACGUUUAAUAAAGAGAAAAAAAUUGCAGGUAAAAAGUGGUUUUAUGCUUUCAUGCGACGAAAUCCACAGCUUUCGAGGAUAAAAACAGGUACACUUGAGACAACAUUUAGUGACAGUGAAAGCAGUAGCAAUGAUUUAGUUGAUAAUGCACUUCAGGAGAAGAAAAAUACACAAUUCAAGAAUGUUUUCGAUAUAACGGAAAAAAACCCAGGUCCAUCGGACUUCUCAGAAUUAACAAAGAAGCCCAGUCUGGAGGAUAACGUUCCUUCGUGCAAUAAAAAAAUAACGUCUUAUAAAAAGACGCAAAAUGUGGACAUUGUUAAAGUUGAAGAGAAUGUCUCUGAUGAGUUCAGCGUUAAGCAAGAGAGUAGUGAGUUGGGGUGUUUGAAGAGGAAAUCGGAAAUCGAAGAGACGGAAAAUGUGCUACUGCUUAAAAUAAAUAAAGUGGAGGAUGAGAUUAAGAUUAAAUUGGAAAUUGAUGAGGACGUCGAUGAAUGCGAUAGGAUGGGAGAUGGUUUUGAAUUUGUCGAUGUUCGAAUGAAUGCUGAUGACCGCAACGAACAUUUUGAUAUAGUGAAUCCAAUUUCAUGAACAAAGACGAUUUCUAGAGCUAUUUUAGAUACAACUUCAUUUACAUGUGGAAAACUAUUAUAAUAGCAAGAACAUUUCCGUUGCGGUUUUGAUGUUUAGUUUA